Messenger RNA from Talaromyces amestolkiae, 1356 nucleotides. RefSeq lists its product as uncharacterized. The record is from RefSeq and is a predicted model, not a curated record. Gene Ontology annotation, molecular function: DNA-directed DNA polymerase activity. Lineage: Eukaryota; Fungi; Ascomycota; Eurotiomycetes; Eurotiales; Trichocomaceae. Bases 1 to 1356 code for a protein of 451 amino acids. The transcript is spliced from 7 exons. Gene Ontology annotation, cellular component: delta DNA polymerase complex; nucleus. Gene Ontology annotation, biological process: DNA strand elongation involved in DNA replication; DNA synthesis involved in UV-damage excision repair; nucleotide-excision repair, DNA gap filling.
AUGGCGGUAGAUUAUAGAAGAUAUCUGGCUGAAAAUGUGCUUAAUGAGCGCCGUGUGGUUACGUAUCGACUCCUCAGUCGAGCUUUGAAAGUCCACAGCGAUCUCGCAAAGCAGAUGUUGUUUGACUUUCAUAAAACAGAAAAUGGAAAGAAGCCCAACAGUAUAUCCGCGUCUUAUCUGAUCAGUGGGGUUCAAGCGACGCAGAAAUUCCCAGCUGCAAAUGGAGGGACCAAGGAUGGAGAAGAUACAGUCAUGAGAAGUAGCCCGUAUAUGAGCUCCAUGCCUCAGCCAGAGGAGAAAGAAGCUUCUACGCGCACUAAAGUUUUUGUUUUAGCGAGAGAAGAAGAUUUAGAUGAUGCCAAAGCUACAUUUGAGUCUAUUUCAAUGAUACACGUUUACAGCCUGCAGUCGGACGACCUUCCGGAUCUGAACGCCCUGGUUGACGUUAACCGGGAGAUUCUCACAUCAUUCGGCAGUGAGGAUCCUCUAGAGCUAGGCAAGCAAUGGGGCAUGAUUCAGAAUCAGAACGUCAAACGGAGAAAGUUAGGCAAGCCGCCUGUACCUGUAGUCGUGCCAGCUCCUCCCAAGGCUGAAGCAGCUAAGAAGGAUGUCCCAAAGAAAGAAGUUGCGCAGCCUAAAGCUGAGCCUGAAGAUUUGUCAAGAGAGUCGUCACAGCAAAAGACACAGACCAAAACAACGGAAAAGGCACCCGCCCGUAGGAAGGGUGAUCUCUUCUCUUCUUUUGCAAACGCCAAGCCGAAAUUGAAAAAGGAGGACUCGGCUGCUUCCAGCGUAAAAUCGGUAAAUACUCUUGAAGAUAAUCAACUUACAUUGGCUGCCGCUAAUAUCCACUCUCAGACAAUCGAGAGUGUCCCACAGAAAAGCAUGUUCGAUGAUGACGACGACGCCGAAGACGCAGAAGCAGAGGACCCAUUCUCAGACAGCAAAGAGAGCAAAGCCAUGUCGAAUCGAGAAUCGCGAAAAGAGCGUGAAGCGAAAUUAAAGCAAAUGAUGGAGGAUGACGAUGAUGAAGACAUGCCUGAUGCCACCGAAACGUUCGUCGAAUCUGCAGCCGAAAGUUCUCAGCAGACAGAGGCGCAGAAGGAGCCGGGGUCGGAGCCGGAUCCCAAGGAAACAGUGACCGUCCAAGGCGGGCGACGCAGAGGCAAGAGGAAGAUCAUGAAGAAGAAGACGGUCAAGGAUGACGAGGGAUAUCUUGUCACGGUCGAGGAGCCAGCGUGGGAGUCUUUCUCGGAAGAUGAACCAGCGCCACCGCCAAAGAAGAAACCUGCGGUUAGUGCAGCGGGGAAGAAGGCGGGACAGGGGAAUAUCAUGUCGUUCUUUUCCAAGAAAUGA